Tilletiopsis washingtonensis is the source of this 1385-nucleotide messenger RNA. RefSeq lists its product as hypothetical. NCBI's taxonomy places the organism in Eukaryota, Fungi, Basidiomycota, Exobasidiomycetes, Entylomatales. The coding region runs from base 58 to 1158 and encodes 366 amino acids. The record is from RefSeq and is a predicted model, not a curated record. The transcript is spliced from 3 exons.
CAUCCUCGUCCUCCUCGCUGCAGCGUCACUCCCUCACACCUCGCAUCCUCGCCGCACAUGUCCACCUCGGCCGCACCCAGCGCCGCGGGGCCGUACACGACGCGCCAGUCGUUCUACCUGCGCGUCUCGGCGCACCUCGUGCUGCACACGCUCCUCUACCUCGACGCACGCGACCUGCGCUGGUUCAACGCGCUGCCGGCGUCGCUCGACGUGGCGCUCAGCGGCGACACCGACGUGCCGUUCGGCGACGUCGUGCUGGGCAAGGCGCUGGCGCAUCUGCGCCGCAGCCUGCUGCCCAAGCUGCAGCGCGAGCGCGGCCCGCCGAGCCGCGCCAGUGCCGACGGCCUCGCAAACACCAGCGGCAAGGAGACCGUCGACGUGCACGAGGAGAACGGCUGGCGCUGCGCAUACUACCUGCGCGUGCGCGAGCGUGGCCGGCAUGCCGUACUGCUCAAGAACAAGCAGCUGCGCUUCCCGCACGAGGUCCGCGCCGGCCGCGUGCGCAAGCAGCGUGCCUCGGCCGCUGUGGCGCCGCCGCCAGCGGCAGCAGCACCCGUGGCAGGGAGCAGCCGCGAGGGCGAAAUCCAGAUCAAGCCCGACCCGGACGCAGAGGACGGCAUCGACGAGUGGGGCUUCGGCACGGGCCUGAACAUGGGCGCAGCCACGGCAGGAGGUGCGGUGGAGGAGCCGCAGGAGGAUGAAGAGAUGGUCUUUGAGGACGAUGAGGAAGACGAUGACAAGAAGCCCGUGCUGACGGUCUCGUACCGCGGCUUUCGCAUCUUCGACAAGCUGCUCUACCUCGUGCUCGAGCCCCUGCCGUCCUACCGCAAGGCGCACCCCGAGCUCUUCCGCGCCGUCUCCGACGCGCCAGCUCGGCAGCUCUCCACAGUGCCGCUGCGCGCCUCGUCUGCACGCACACCCACGCCUGUGCCCUCCUCGCGCGGUGGCGGCCUCUUCCGCGGCGAGUCCGUCACGACGCCCAGUCCGAGCCCGGCGCCCGAGCAGCGGCGAAGAGAGGCCAGCGUGGCAUUUGGCAGAGGCGACGAGGAGGCGGAUAUGGUGGAGCAGGACGAAGAGUCGGGCGCUGUGGGCCUGGCGAACCGGCUGAUCGGUCGUAAUGACCAGGCAGGGCGGGAGGUGGGCGACGGCGAGGAAUGACAUUGCAAGCACAGCGCACAGAGGCCUGACUACCGCGAGGCGCUUGUACACACGCCGCUGCGCCUCUCACUCCUCUUCCUCCUCGUCCACAGCCUCGCCGGGUAUCGCGCCCGCCUCGUUCUGGCUCAGGUACAGGUUGGCCAUCAUGCGUGGCGUCGUGGCCUCCUCAGGGCCCUUGUCGGCGCUGUCGCGCACCUUGAGGAAGCGCGGGAAGCGCAGCGACAGCC